Beta vulgaris subsp. vulgaris (sugar beet) is the source of this 1447-nucleotide messenger RNA. RefSeq lists its product as uncharacterized. Gene Ontology annotation, molecular function: hydro-lyase activity. Bases 559 to 1260 code for a protein of 233 amino acids. The transcript is spliced from 4 exons. Lineage: Eukaryota; Viridiplantae; Streptophyta; Magnoliopsida; Caryophyllales; Amaranthaceae. Gene Ontology annotation, biological process: fatty acid biosynthetic process. The record is from RefSeq and is a predicted model, not a curated record.
AAACCUAGACCCAAUGUCUAUCCAAUUAGGUAGGGAUAGGGUGGAUCUCUUAUUUAACCUAACUCAUUGACAUUUAUACAAGUGAUAUUCAAACUCAAACUGAAUUUGAAAAAUUUCAUUUUGAAAACACUCAAGAUUACUCGAGUUUUUUUUCCAAGGGAAAAACGUUAGUAAGAGGUAUUAUUGCAAAUCAAGCUCCGAUUAUUAUUCAUGAAAAUAUUUUUUUGAUUCAUAUGAGCCACGAAAAUCGUACAAAGUACAAACAAGAGAAAAGGGGGAUUCAAACCUCUAGGUCACGGUAACUCAAUCUUAACCAAUUACCAUGGGACAUGGGUUCAAAGUUAAAACAUAAACAGAAGUAAAGUAGAACUGUAGAACUCUAAUUUAUCCUCGUUAUUGUCGCCCUUCUUUCUCUAUUCGAUUUCAGUUGAACUACUUCCACUCUCUCUCUCUCUCUCUGCUACUUCUACACCUCCUCCAUUAUCUUCCUCCCUCAACUCAAUUACUCAAAACUCAUCCAUCUUCAUUCUUCCUACUUUUCUCUCUCUUCCAUCAACAAUGGCGUCCACUGUUCUCUCCCACUCUCUCUCCUCUCCCCUCAAUUCUCACUCUUCUCUCUCUCAUCGCACCAAUCUCACUCUCUCUCCUAAUUUCACUCCAUUUUUCUCUUCACUAAAACUCAGAUCUCUUUCUCUCUCCUCUUCACCCUCAAUUCCUCCCUCUUUCCUCACCUACGCUUCUUCCGACGACUCUGCUACCACCUCCAUUGACGAAACUCCCAUCGAAAGAAGAUAUCCAGCAUUUCCUACUGUUAUGGAUAUUAAUCAGAUUCGCGACAUUUUGCCUCACCGGUUUCCGUUUCUGUUAGUGGAUAGAGUGAUCGAGUAUAAUCCAGGAGUUUCUGCGGUUGCAAUUAAGAAUGUUACAAUUAAUGAUAAUUUCUUUCCUGGCCAUUUUCCUGAGAGGCCGAUAAUGCCUGGUGUUCUCAUGGUUGAGGCAUUGGCACAAGUUGGUGGAAUUGUGAUGUUGCAACCAGAAGUUGGAGGCUCCCGUGACAAUUUCUUCUUUGCUGGCAUCGACAAAGUAAGAUUCAGGAAGCCAGUGAUUGCUGGUGACACAUUGGUGAUGCGGAUGACACUUAUCAAGCUACAAAAACGGUUUGGUAUAGCGAAAAUGGAAGGCAAAGCAUAUGUUGGAGGUGAAGUAGUUUGUGAAGGAGAGUUUUUGAUGGCUAUGGGUAGUAGUAGUUCUAGUGAAUGAUCUUAUUUUUUUUUAGGUUUCUAUUUGUUUUAAUUAUUUGUUCUUGCAAUCCUCUCAAAAAAAAAAAUUGUUCUUGCAACAUUAAUUUUAAGUAGAAUGUGCUGAAGAUAUAAACUUCUGCAAUUCUUUGCUCACAAUGUUUAUCGGAAUCCAGUAGUAACUUAAUACAUGAGUUGAGUUCAUUUUA